Molecule: messenger RNA, 1474 nt
Organism: Rana temporaria (common frog)
Lineage: Eukaryota; Metazoa; Chordata; Amphibia; Anura; Ranidae
Exons: 4
Coding region: 266-1474 (402 amino acids)
Source: RefSeq, a predicted model, not a curated record
GAGAGGGGAAACAAUUAGUUUCCCAUCAAUAUGGGAAUGAGACAGAAUCAGGUAAUAAAGUUAAUUAAAAAAAAAAAAAAAAAAAAUAUAAGAUAGAUUGUUAUAUAGGAUUGGUUAAUAAGGCAAUAAGAUGAUUGGUCAGUAAAUAAGCACGAGCCCUUGGUCAGUUGUUAAGCCUGGAGAGCCUAUAAAUACAAGUGGACAUCUAGAAACCGUUAGCAGAGCGGCGGUGACAUCUCAGAAGACACGUCUGCUCUGUGCUGCAAUGGAAUUUUACCUGCGUCAGCUUAUGGACAGGGCCGCAGCACCAGGCGGAGAAGAAUGGAUGAAACUUUGCCUUUCUCUGGCUCCUCCAUCCUCGGUUUUGCAGGAAGCUGAUGAGGCAGUGUGCUCAGCAUCUAUGUCCCUUCCUGCUACAGCUCCGCCCCCGGUUCCCGGGUUAUUCCUUCCUCAUGUAGAUCGAGGUGACAGGCAGGUUGAUCUGCCUAUGGGUGUGAAUGAGGUUGGACUUGCUGCGUCAUCGGCCCUCCCUCCUCCAGAAGUGAAUGACGAUGUGCAGGUUAAUGCAAAUACUGUUGCUGGCAGAACUGGCAGGUCGGUUUACAAGAGGACACAGAAGCUGCGCAGAUGUUAUUCUCCAUCACCUCCAAAGAACACUAAAAAGGGUCGCUCUGAUAACACUUUAACUGUUUCAGCACCAGCACAAUGUCCUAUUCCUGUGGUGACAAGUGAUACUGCUCCCACACAAAGAGGUGAGUCUCUCGACUCGGCUGCUUUAUCUGAUAUCAUUUCUAACUUUUCUUUAGUGUCUGGGCAAUUGCAGCAAUUACUGUCUAGAACUUCAUUGCCUGCUAUGGAUGUUUCGCACGCUUGGUCUAACCAGCAAUCUGCCCAAUCUACAUGUGUGCCUAGCCAGGUAAUGCAGGUGGAACCGAUUGCUAAUGUGCAUGAAAUUGCUAAUGUUCCUGAAAGUUGUUUUAGGGAGGCUAUGGCGUGUGAGUUGUCCCCGCUGGGUUUUCAUUUAUCUGCUAAUGUCAAAGCUAAGAUUUGGAAGGGGGAUUAUAUGGAUAUUUUGUCCCUUUUACCAGCUGCAGAAGACAGACCUCUGAGGUGGGAUCAAGAAAAGGUUGUAGAUGAUAAGCGUGCAUCAAAGCAUAAUGUCUGGAUUUUAGGACAUUCUUACGUGUUCUGGGCUAAGAAACGUGCUUCUAUCCGUUCGUAUGGUAAUAAUUUGGGUUUGGAUGAUCUACUGUUCUUGGAGAAAAUUAGAAAGAAAAUUAAUAGGGCCAUGGCUAAAUUUAUGCCUUCAAUUGGGGGCAUGUCUUUUAGACAUGUUGAAUUGGAAGGUAGAAUUCCAGGUUUUUAUCGGUCAGACAAUGUUCAUUUGUCUGAUGUGGCCCUGGAUAUAUUAAAUUUGGAUUUGCAGACUAGUGUGGAAUUGGCCGUGGCCAGGGUGGGGUGCCAGACUUGUUAA